GUACUCUUCACAUCUUAACAUUCACAAGAGAUCAAGAGACAGAGAAAAACAGAGGACAUGGCUUGCAAAGUUCAGAAAAGGGUAUCACUGCGCAGAAAACUUCACAUUCUGCGAGUCCUUAUCAACUCCAAUCAUGCCAGUAGAACCUCCACUGCCAAGAGCACUCUUUUACAAAUAUACAAGCUGAAGUUUGCACUGGAAACUAUCAAAAGAGAGUAUGAAAACCUUCUAGCCACCAGAAGAGAGUGCACUAGCCGAUUGAACCAUGUCAAAGAGAACAAGGAUGUGAAAGUAGAGAAGAUAAGUGAUGGAACUUUUGUAGUGAGGAUCACAUGUGAGGAGAAAGGAAGUGACAAGCUGGUGGCUAUUUUAGAGGCUUUUGAAGAGAUGUCAAUGAAUGUUGAGCAAGCCAGAGUUUCAUGUGAAAAUGGUUUUUCUCUGGAAGCCAUUGCUGUGGCUGAGGAUAAAACUAUAGAAGUGAGAGAUGUUACUGAAGCUCUUCUAAAAGCUAUUGGAUAGGAAUAAGUGGUCAAACUCCCUCACAAGAGUUUGACAAUUGCAGUAAUUAGUGAUUCUUGAGAAACCAUAAAUUAAUUAUGGUAAAUUGUCAAAUUAGUUUAUUAAUUGUGAGCGAGUUUUAUUUUA
Messenger RNA from Lotus japonicus, 645 nucleotides. RefSeq lists its product as uncharacterized. Gene Ontology annotation, cellular component: nucleus. The transcript is spliced from 3 exons. The coding region runs from base 58 to 519 and encodes 153 amino acids. NCBI's taxonomy places the organism in Eukaryota, Viridiplantae, Streptophyta, Magnoliopsida, Fabales, Fabaceae. Gene Ontology annotation, biological process: regulation of DNA-templated transcription. The record is from RefSeq and is a predicted model, not a curated record. Gene Ontology annotation, molecular function: DNA-binding transcription factor activity; sequence-specific DNA binding.